Melitaea cinxia (Glanville fritillary) is the source of this 2452-nucleotide messenger RNA. Its product is annotated as choline/ethanolamine kinase. The coding region runs from base 32 to 1378 and encodes 448 amino acids. Gene Ontology annotation, biological process: CDP-choline pathway; phosphatidylethanolamine biosynthetic process. The transcript is spliced from 8 exons. Gene Ontology annotation, molecular function: ethanolamine kinase activity; choline kinase activity. Lineage: Eukaryota; Metazoa; Arthropoda; Insecta; Lepidoptera; Nymphalidae. Gene Ontology annotation, cellular component: cytoplasm. The record is from RefSeq and is a predicted model, not a curated record.
UUACUAUUCUUAUCUCUUUCAGAAACUACAAAUGUGCGGUACCGAGGAAGAGAUGCGAGAGGUAGCGGGUAGAAUCUGCAGAAACUAUCUUCAUGGAGCUUGGAAGACUGUCGAUCCGACUGACUUGGAUUUUAGACGAAUUAGUGGCGGUCUGUCGAACUUUCUCUAUUAUGUAGCUCUGCCGUCCGACACGUCGAAGCUAGGAGCUUACGCGAGAGAGAACUCUCCGGAGACGGAACUUACGAAGAAAUCUCUAAUGAGCUCUCAUUCCUUUUCUAUGGACGAACCGAAGAAGGUUUUGCUACGUAUAUAUGGUCAAGUACACGGUGAGCGAGCAAUGGACGCGAUCGUUACCGAAUCUGUGAUAUUUACUUUGUUAUCUGAGAGGCGGUUGGGCCCCAAGCUUCAUGGUGUCUUCUCUGGAGGCAGGAUUGAGGAGUAUAUACCCGCUCGGGCACUCUUAACCAAGGAACUGUCAGAACCUGCGUUAUCUAUGAAAAUAGCCGAGAAAAUGGCUGCCAUACAUUCUAUGGAUGUACCAUUAUCCAAGGAACCGAAUUGGUUAUGGAAAACCAUGGGGAAAUGGCUGAAGACCGUUAAGGAGGAGAGGUUAUCAACAAAUAAUACUGGCAAGAACGACGAAGAACAGCAUAUAAUCAAACAGCUGAAAUCGGUAGACUUUGAGAAAGAAAUAGAAUGGUUGAAGAAAUUCCUGACGACCGUCGAAUCACCGGUCGUCUUCUGUCACAAUGACAUGCAAGAAGGUAACAUCCUCCUUUUAGAAGAUGAAAUUCAAUCAACAUCAGACGAUGAGUACACAUUCGAAGACUCAAAGAAAUCUCAGUAUGUACUAACUCAGUUCGAUGACACCAAUACAUCUGACUCUAUCCACAGCCAUAUAUCUGACUCUGGAGAGCCAAAGCUGGUCUUGAUCGAUUUUGAGUACUGCGCAUAUAACUACAGAGGAUUUGACAUAGCUAAUCAUUUCCAAGAAUGGUCCUACGAUUACACGAACCCGGAGAGCCCGUUUUAUUAUGAAAAUCAGGAGAAUUGUCCAACUCUAGAGCAAAAGGAGAUUUUCAUCAAGGAGUAUCUAAAGCAUUACCACUCGAAUCAUUCAGACAAAGAUGUGGAUGUGGAACCAUCAAUCGAUGAUGUAAAUCAACUCCUAAGCGAAGUCGACGCGUUUGCUCUAGCUAGUCACCUGUUCUGGUCCCUGUGGUCUGUCGUCAAUGCUUCCAAGAGUCAAAUACCUUUUGGUUACUGGGAAUACGCGCUAUCCAGGCUAGAGACCUACCUCCGUUUAAAACAGGAGGUAGUCAAAAAGGACAAAUACGGUUUCCCGCAAAAGAGGAAAAUCUGCGAAGUGGACAUAUGAGUUAUGAGCGAGUGAGUCUGUCCUUGUCUAACAUUGGACGUGCGAGCGAGACAGAUGUAAUUUAAUUUUGAAACGCGGGAGUUUUAUUGUUGUGAUAUUUUUUGUGAACAGACUGUAUAUAGGAAAAAAUUACGGUUAUUAUUCAAACACGCUGUGAAGGGUAUGUAGGUUAAUGAACUCGUGUAUGCGGCUGUAACAAGUUUUUUCUAGUUUUUUUUUCCUUUUUUUUAUAGAGGUUGUUGCGAAUGUCACUCGACCUUUUAUUUCGAAUAUUAAAUAAGUUUUGUAAAUAAAAGUAAAGUUUGUAUGUAAAUAGGGAAUAGAAAAAAAAUGCAGUAUUAUCGCACAAUUUUUUUAAACAUUCCUUAAAAAAAUAGGAGAUACUCAUUAUUUUGUUGAGAUACCUUCGUGGAGUGGUUUUUUUUUUUCAAUAUACUGUUGUUGUAGUUCGUUUUAGCCGGAUGUACUUCUAAAGUAGUUUGUAUAUUAGUUUAGCAGUCAUUUAGUUCGAUUUUCAAAAUUAGAAAAGUAUAAUAUUUAAUUUAUUUUAUUAUAAAUAAAAAUAAUAAACCUUAGCACGCAUAUCCCAAGAUUCCGGCACGGAUGAAUUUUCUAUAUUUAAUAAUGCCAAGUAAAAAAAAAACCGUGCCUUUAGUGUCGUUAAAGAAUUAAAUCUUUUUAGAAUUUUAAAAUGAAUACAAAAUUUAAAGUUUAUUGUAAGAAUCGUUGUAUCUCAAAUGUUAAUAAACAUGAAUUAUUGCUUUUUUUUAAUUUUGUAUAUAUUUUGCUGUGGCAACUCGAAAUGUGACUUUAGGCGACUUUAGGAAAACAACCUUUUUACUAAGAACUAAAAAGGCAAUAAAUAUAAACAAUUAAAAGUCAACAGUGACAGUAAAAAUAAUAUUAUUUUUUAAUAAGUCGUGCUUAUAAUAAUUGUUAAUAGUACUAUUUUUUACAUUUUCUUUUUGCCGCCUAAAGUAUACUUAAAAAUUGUGAUACGCUUUUGUUCACAUUCCCAAAAAUUGAAGAAAAAUUACAAAAAAAAAAAUCAAAAUAGAGUACUUAUUUAACUCA